Scheffersomyces amazonensis is the source of this 2159-nucleotide messenger RNA. It is a transcript of the gene JEM1, whose product is annotated as Jem1p. Gene Ontology annotation, biological process: protein folding in endoplasmic reticulum. The transcript has a single exon. Lineage: Eukaryota; Fungi; Ascomycota; Pichiomycetes; Serinales; Debaryomycetaceae. Gene Ontology annotation, cellular component: endoplasmic reticulum. The record is from RefSeq and is a predicted model, not a curated record. Gene Ontology annotation, molecular function: misfolded protein binding; protein-folding chaperone binding. The coding region runs from base 103 to 1965 and encodes 620 amino acids.
CACAGUGUAACAAGCAGACAGACAGUCAGUUAGCCACUCAGUCAGUCAGUCAGUCAGUCAGUCAAUUAACACUACAGUACAUAUCCUUGACAGACACCAGUUAUGAUCAUCAUACAGUUCUUUGUCCUUUUUUUCACAUGUUUCAACGUAAUACUAUGCUCCAGUGACUUACUACUGAGAGUUCAACAAGUAGACAAACUCUUCUCAGCUGAAGGUCCUACUUCCAACGUAUUACAUGAAUAUGAGAAACUUGUAAAUGAUAUAGAUGCUAGUGGAGAAGAUUUUACUGUUCAUUUACCUCAAAUCUUAUUUAAAAGAGCCUUAAUUGAAAUCAACCUUAAUAAGGAGAUUCAAGCCAUUAGUGAUUUAAAGCGAGUACUUAAAUUAGAUUCGUCUAAGAAAGCAGCUAAACAGAAGUUAGUGGAUUUAUUAACUACUAAGGGAGAUUUUACUCUGUUAAAACCAUAUUUACAUAUAAAUAAUGAUAAAUCAGUAUUAGAAAUUAUCAAUAGAUGGGAGAGUAAUUUUAAAUUAGCUCAUGAAGCUUAUAAUGUUCAUGAUUAUGAAAAGGCAGUUACUAUCAUUGAUAAUGAAUUAAUAUCAGUAUCACCCAUGAGUUUAGAAGUUAAUGAACUUCAUUAUAAUAGUACUAUGAAAUUACUUUUAGCUGGUCAAUCAUUUAAUCAAAGGGUAGGAGAAGAACUGAUUAAUAAAUUAGUAAUUACUGAUUUAACUAGAUUAAUUAAAAUUCAACCCAUGUCAAAUCUUGCCAAUUAUGAACAAUUAGCUCAAUAUGUUUGGUAUACAGAAUUAGAAUUUGAGUUGGGCAAAUCAAUCAUUAAGAAUUGUUUAAGAAUUAAUAAUGAAUAUAAGCCAUGUGGAACCAUAUCUAAAUUCUUUACUAAAUUUCAAGAAUUAUUUAAAAUUUUAGAAGAGUAUUCUAUUUUACUUGGUCAUCAUUAUGCUAUCCAAUUAGAUGGUACCACUACAACCAAUACGGUUGAAGAUCUGUCAUUUGAUUUUGAAUUCAUAAAUGAGUAUUUAUUUGAAUCUGAAUUAAAAGUUUCUAAAUUAGAAAAGAGAAAUCUUCCUCAAAAAAUUAAAACUAAUUAUGAUUAUUUAAUUUAUAAAAUUGAAAGAUUUCUUGAAGAUAAUCAUUUGAACAAGAUUCAACCUUUACAAGUUAGAAUAGUUCGAGAUUUAAUUAAAUUAGGUUGUGAAUCAUAUAUCAGACUUAAUAAUUAUAAGGGAGCCAUACCAUAUUGUUCUAAAAUUGAUGAUAAAUUCUUACCUAAAGAAGUUCCUGUAAUUGAUCAAUUAUUGAGAGAUGAGAAGUUUCUAGAAGCUAAGUCUAUAUUAGAUCAAUUUAACAAUAAUGUUAAACAAACAAGUAUGUUCCAUGAAAGAUAUGUAAAGGUAGAGGAAUAUAUGAUGAGAGAGCAACAGAAACAACAACAGCAACAACAUCAGCGUCAACAACAAUUUUUCAAUCAACAACAGCAAAGACAGAGACAACAUCAGCAACAACAUCAACAUCAACAAAGACGUGAACCAGCUCAUGAUUAUUAUAAGAUUCUUGAUAUACCUCGUGAUGCCGAUGAAAAAACAAUUAAGAAAGGAUACCGAGCUCAAACCUUAAAAUAUCAUCCUGAUAAGUAUAAGGGUACUGAUAUGACAGCUGAUGAAAUAGAAAAGAAAAUGCAAACCAUUAAUCAAGCAUAUGAAAUAUUAUCUGAUCCCGAUUUAAAAGCCAGAUUUGAUAGAGGCGAUGAUCCUGCUGAUCCUCAUAACAAUGUACCUGGAGGUGGAGGAGGUGGUGGUGGUGGAUCAGGAUUCUUUAAUCAAGGAGGUCCUAUAUUCAACUUUGGUUCAGGUGGUUCCUUUCAAUUCGGAGGGUUUGGAGGUAAUGGUGGAGGUAAUUCCCACUUCCGAUUUACUCAUAACAAUCAUCAACGAAGACAUUGAUAGAUAUAUACCUCUAAUAGAUAAUCAAUAUAAUAAGUUUAGCACCCAAUUUCCGCAUUCGUAGAGCAUCUGGCCCAAUCGGGAACCAGUCGUGUGCGCGGCCCUUUUCGCGCCCAUUUCGGGAAGCCGGUGCCACAGAUUGAGAUAAGAUGCCACCACAAAGAGUAAUAGGCAAAAACGGUCGGUGAAUGUAC